GUUCAGUAUAUUUUUAUAGAAACUUAACAGAAUAAUGGUUGAAAACCACUUUCCCGGCUGAAAUUUUUGCUGUUGGGACAAUGGGUUGCGUAGAAAACCACCGAAUAAUAAGGUAUCUAUCAACUGGAUCUCGAGUCCUUGGAAUGGGAACUUCUAAGCCACAUGUCUCGAUAGACCUAUCCACACAGCACAGCCUUUAUACAAAAGAAAUGCAAACGUGUCAUAGUUUCCCUUCUGUCGAAAAUUUCUGCCUAGUUACUCCUUAUCACCAAAAGAGAUAGAGCAACCACUCUGUCCACAUGAAGAUUCAAUGGUCACUAACCCAGUCCAUCCUCCAAUGACAGAUUCCCAUGUCAGUCCUCUCAGUUGUAGAACCAUGAAUGCCAUGAAGCUUCGAAAUUUUGGCCCACCCAGAAAUCAUUCAAGAAUAAGCACCUAAAGAUUUGGUGAGAGACCAUUAUGGUUUAAACCCGUUACAAUCCUUAAAGUUGCAGAACACAAUUCUGGGUCAGGCUUAGUUGAGCUUGAAACACUUGCUCAGAAGAAAAGAGAGCUUUACCAGGCGAUGGAAGGAAUCAAUAGGGGAAUAUUCGGAAUGCCAUCUGCCAAGAAGUCUGAAAUCGAAAGUCUGGUACAGCAGCUAGAAUCUCUGAAUCCUACUCCAUACCCAACUCAAGAACUUGAGAUGGUAUCUGGGUGUUGGAGGCUUGUUUACAGUACAAUCUCAAUUUUGGGAUCAAAGCGGACAAAGUUAGGCCUCAGAGACUUUAUCUCACUGGAUGAAUUUUUUCAGACUAUUGAUAUAUCCAAGAGCAAAGCAGUUAACAUGAUCAAGUUCAGUGCAAGGGGAUUGAGUUUACUGUCUGGACAGCUCAGUAUUCAAGCCUCUUUCAAGAUUGCUUCCACAACAAGAGUUGACAUUAAUUUCGAAAAUUCAACUAUCACUCCUGAUCAGUUGAUGAAUGUGUUCCGGAAAAAUUAUGAUCUUCUGCUCAGCAUCUUCAACCCAGAGGGAUGGCUGGAAAUCACAUAUCUUGAUGAUUCGAUGAGAAUAGGAAGGGACGACAAAAGCAAUAUCUUUGUACUGGAAAAAUUUGAUGAUAGUAAAAACUCCUAACUAUUUAUUGCUCUUCCUCUUUGAUGUUCGAAAUUAAUACUAUGCCAGCCAUUUUUGUA
This is a messenger RNA of Vigna umbellata (rice bean), 1176 nucleotides long. RefSeq names its product Plastid-lipid associated protein PAP / fibrillin family protein. NCBI's taxonomy places the organism in Eukaryota, Viridiplantae, Streptophyta, Magnoliopsida, Fabales, Fabaceae. The record is from RefSeq and is a predicted model, not a curated record.